AUGGCGAUUCGUGGACAAUGUUUAAUCUGCGAGGAAAUGUUUAAUUCGAAAAACCUGUCAGCUUUGCCUUGUGGACAUGUUUUCCAUGAAUGCAUUCAAAGAUGGUUUGAGCACACGGAUACACCCACUUGUCUAAGUUGUGGAGCUUCCAUCAACAAAGAUCUAAUAGUACGUCGCCUCUUCUUCGAUGCUUGCGAUAAUCAAAACGAUGAUGAACUUAUGGUAGCUCUCACAGAGUCUGCUUUCUCACGUGCUGAAACGGAAAUACAAGAACUCAAGAACGAUAAGAAAGAAGUAGAAGACAAGCUCGCACUAGAACUGGGAAAAGUUGCUUCGUUUGGGAUGCAGAUUUACAACCAAAAUAGGCAAUUGGAUGAAGCAACUGAUUUACAGAAAGAACUUAUAGGAGAAUUAUAUGAAGAGCAGGAAAAACUGAAGAUUCUUCGGGAAAAUGAGAGCGAUUUGUUACUAUGCAUUCGGAAUUUGGAAGAACAGCAAAGGAUUUUACAGAAAAACCAGAACGACUCAAUACUUUUUAUUAAGGACUCAGAUCCUCAUAUCGAGAAUUUGGAUGAGCAACUGAGGAUUUCAAAGAAAGACGAAAACAACUCAAAACUUUUUAUCAAGGUUUUUAUCGUCGCCAUUGCCAUCGCAUUUCUUUCGUCGGUUCCCUAUCUAUAUCUUCGUGUGUCGUAA
This is a messenger RNA of Cylicocyclus nassatus, 696 nucleotides long. Lineage: Eukaryota; Metazoa; Nematoda; Chromadorea; Rhabditida; Strongylidae. The record is from the annotation of a GenBank genome assembly.